UCCUGAGAGGCCUUACUGAGGGAAUAAAAUGUCCGGUCGCAACGUCAACUCUACGUCACGAGGAAACCAGGAAGAGAUAGUCAGUACGUGGCCUUUUCAUCUUGGACCAUAGAAGCAGGAGUCCCGCUUCAUCAUAAAAUGGAACUCGAGGCUAUGACCAGAUACACCAGCCCGGUGAACCCGGCUGUGUUCCCCCACCUCACUGUCGUCCUGCUGGCCAUCGGCAUGUUCUUCACUGCCUGGUUCUUCGUCUAUGAGGUGACAUCAACAAAAUACACGAGGGACGUCUACAAAGAGCUGCUGAUCUCCCUCGUGGCUUCACUGUUCAUGGGCUUUGGCGUGCUAUUCUUACUACUCUGGGUUGGGAUUUAUGUAUGAAGUUUCGGGUGACUGACUUAAAAGAAUGAAACAUUCCAGUGGAAACAAGGACAUCACAACACAACACAAACUGGACUUAAUUGGACUGCACUGACAAUAUUCUGGGAUUAUAUGGACUGAUUUUCUUUUCACAAGUAAAGGGGAUUUGUACAACC
Molecule: messenger RNA, 533 nt
Organism: Acanthopagrus latus (yellowfin seabream)
Lineage: Eukaryota; Metazoa; Chordata; Actinopteri; Spariformes; Sparidae
Gene: tmem258
Product: transmembrane protein 258
Exons: 4
Coding region: 139-378 (79 amino acids)
Biological process (GO): protein N-linked glycosylation
Cellular component (GO): membrane-bounded organelle
Source: RefSeq, a predicted model, not a curated record